Messenger RNA from Synchiropus splendidus (mandarinfish), 1329 nucleotides. Its product is annotated as phosphoglycerate mutase 1-like. Bases 235 to 999 code for a protein of 254 amino acids. Gene Ontology annotation, molecular function: intramolecular phosphotransferase activity. Lineage: Eukaryota; Metazoa; Chordata; Actinopteri; Syngnathiformes; Callionymidae. The record is from RefSeq and is a predicted model, not a curated record. The transcript is spliced from 5 exons. Gene Ontology annotation, biological process: glycolytic process.
CAGUGAGGGAGGAGACGCAGUGUCUUUCAAUUUCAGCAACAUCGGCCACUAGAAGCCACCGGGAACAACUUCUUCACCGACCACCACCAAAAACCCUGCUACCGCUUGGUCGUGUUCGGCUGCGCGGUCUUCGGGUCGGCCAGGACGAAAAUACAGACGAGGAUUCGGAGUUUUGUCAGGAGUUCCUCACGUCCAAAUUCCCGGAAGUGCAGCGCAGAGGGCAUCGGUGAGAGGAUGGCCGCCUACAAGCUAGUGCUAAUCCGCCAUGGUGAGAGCUGCUGGAACCAGGAGAACCGCUUCUGCGGCUGGUUUGAUGCCGACCUGAGUGAAACCGGGACGCAAGAGGCCCAGAGAGGAGGACAGGCAUUAAAAGAUGCUGGUUAUGAGUUUGAUAUCUGCUACACCUCGGUCUUAAAGAGGGCCAUUCGUACCUUAUGGCACGUCCUAGAUGCCAUCGACCAAAUGUGGCUGCCUGUUCAUCGGACCUGGCGCCUCAAUGAGCGUCACUAUGGAGGCCUGACCGGUCUGAACAAGGCUGAAACUGCUGCCAAACACGGGGAGGCUCAGGUCAAGAUAUGGAGACGCUCCUUUGACGUUCCACCCCCGCCUAUGGAUGAGGACCAUGACUACUAUGAAAAUAUAAGCAAGGACCGGCGCUAUGCCGAUCUGACAGAGGACCAGCUCCCCACACACGAGAGCCUGAAGGACACCAUUGUAAGAGUGCUGCCCUUCUGGAAUGAUGAAAUUGUUCCACAAAUCAAGGAAGGAAAGAGGGUCCUGAUCGCCGCCCACGGCAACAGUCUCAGAGGCAUCGUCAAGCAUCUUGAAGGCAUGUCGGAGGAGGCCAUCAUGGAGCUGAAUCUGCCCACCGGUAUCCCAAUCGUGUACGAGCUGGAUAAAAACCUGAAACCCACUGGCCCCAUGCAGUUUUUGGGAGAUGAGGAGACUGUGAAGAAGGCCAUGGCUGCUGUGGCAGCUCAGGGCAAGGCCAACAAAUAGACACCCUUCACGUUACCUGUUUAGUGGAGACGCCCAGUAUAGCCAUUGUUAAGUACAAGUCAUUCACUGUUACGUCAUUAAAAGACCUGCACAGCAGAUGCUCACCCGACCUGCACUUUAUUAUCCUUCCAAGAUCGCUGUGCUGAGUGUUGUUGCAUUGAAAACAUGAUGAAUUGGGACCUAAAAUUUGGAGCUUGCCUACAUUAACCCAGAUAAAUAUGUCAGCUAACCUCGCUUUAAAUCUCAGAGUGAGUAGAUGUUCUGUGCACUGCUGAAUUGUGAUUUCUGUGGCAUUGUUAGUCAAUAAAUUGAUUCCAUUGUCUGGUCUAA